AUCAUUAUAAUUCAUCUUCUGGAAAUCAAAACAUCACAAAUUCACAACACAAACACAAAACUUUGUUCAAGCUAGAUCAGUUCUUUUUUUUUUUUUCCAAUGGAAGCGUCAUGGGAAGAUUUUCAUCUUGACAUGGAUUUGGAUUGCGGUGAUGAUUACUUCAUAGACAACAUUAACAUUGACGGUGACGAUUUUCUUAGAGAGAUUCUAUUAGAAAUACCACAAAGUUCAGAUUCAGUAGUGUCUGAAUCUGAACAACAACACCAACAAGAACAAGAACAAUCCAAAAAUGUUACUGGUCGAUGUUAUUUACCAAAGACAUUUAUUUUGUCUUUUGAUGACUCAACUAUGAUACCUGCUACACGUGAAGCAUGUGUCGAUUUGGAAGGUAAACGUGAUUCUAAGAAUAAACGGAAACGUGAAAGUGGUGAAAAGAGUGAAAAGAUGAAAAGGAAUGAAGAAAAAGUAGUGAAGAGAGGUAGAAACAGUUCUCAGUGUGUUGAUCAUAUAAUAGCAGAGAGAAAACGGAGACAAGAAUUGACCGAAAAAUUCAUUGCUCUUUCAGCAACUAUUCCUGGAUUGAGCAAGACAGACAAAGCCUCCAUACUUAGAGCAGCAAUUGAUUACGUGAAACAUCUUCAACAACGUGUUCAUGACCUAGAAAAACAAGACAAAAAUGUUGGUGUCACGUCAAAUAUGGUCCUUGAUAAACCUAAUCUAUAUGGAAUUAUUGACAAUAAUGAAGACAAAAAUUUUGGUCAAACAAGUAGUGAUGAUGAUGAUCAUGAUGAUUGUAAUAAUAAUAAUAAUAAUAAUAAUAAUAUCCUCCCUGAGAUUGAAGCAAGAGUUAUGGGAAAGGAAGUGCUUGUUGAAAUUCAUUGUGAGAAACAAAUUGGAAUUGAGCUUAAAGUACUAAAACACAUUGAAAAUCUUGAGCUUUUUGUUACUGGUAGCAGUGUCUUGUCAUUUGGGAAAUCAGAUCUUUCCAUUACUAUUAUUGCUCAGAUGGGUGAAGGAUACAAAGUGAGAGUGGAAGAUCUUGUGAAAAGUGUUAGGCGAGUGAUUUUGAAACCUGAAAUUGGAUGUGAAGUUGAUCUAUUCUAGUGUAUCAGUGAACAACAAGUUUUUUGAGUUAAAGAAAAAACAAUUGUUGUUUUUGGGUGGAUUGCCUAUUUUCUGUUUCUUAAUAUGUUUGUGAGUGCCAUGAUUAAGUGUUGGAUUUGAGUUUUGUAAAUAUAAAAAUAUAAUUGUUGGGUGAGUUUUGUUGCCUUAUAUAUUGCACUCUUUUUUAAGCUUUAAAGUAAUUAUUAGAAAGAUAACUAUUAAGUCGGUCGCUCAAAUUAUCCCCAAGUAUAUCAUGAGUUGCUUCAAAAUUUCAGAUGGUGUGUGCAAAGAGAUUGAAAGGGUGUUAGCUAAGUUCUGGUGGGGAGCGAAACUCAGAGAGAGAAAGGUGCACCAGAU
This is a messenger RNA of Vicia villosa (hairy vetch), 1461 nucleotides long. RefSeq names its product transcription factor bHLH18-like. Gene Ontology annotation, molecular function: protein dimerization activity. The record is from RefSeq and is a predicted model, not a curated record. The transcript is spliced from 4 exons. Lineage: Eukaryota; Viridiplantae; Streptophyta; Magnoliopsida; Fabales; Fabaceae. Bases 100 to 1104 code for a protein of 334 amino acids.